AUGUACACCUUAUCGACCUUCUUUGCUCUCUCCCUUCCCACCAUCACCCUUGCAAUGGUCACGGUCUCAGACCCUUCAGAUAUCAUCUCUCCAGCCCUCUGGGCGGCCGACAAUGCUAUCGUUCCUGACUACAACGUACCAUUUGUCAGUGUUCAACCAGAGAAUAUCCCAGCAGCCUAUGAAUUUGAGGCGAAUUCCACAUCGAUCAGUCACAGAGCUUUCUCCACGUCUCUCAAUGACACGUCUGCGAUUUUGGUCGCAAAUAAUGCGGAACUGAACCUUUCUUUCGUGGAUAUUGAGAAGUCGGGUUAUGCUUCGAAUUUGUUAUGGUCGAGCUUCUACGGAUUCAAUGCAGCGGUAAACAUUGCAAAUGCAUCUACUGCUCAUCUCGACAAUGUGAACAUUACAGUGCACAAUGGUGCGGCAAAUGUUUACGUCUAUGGGUCCGACAGCGUUGUACACGUCAACAACAGUUGGCUCUACAGUUCCGGCCCUGUCUCGCACGGCGUAUAUGCAUCUGGAAACGGGACUGCUUAUGUCUCCAACGUUCAGCAAUUCUCUGGAGGGAGGCGAUCGUCUGCAUUUUCGGGAGACAGCCCCGCUGGAUAUAUUCAUGUCUCCGAUUCAGUCGCUCAUACUACCGGGAUCGGGAGCGCAACAUUUUACGCGCUUGGCGAAAUCUACGCGAACAAUGUUGUGGCUGUUUCUGAGAAUGGACCAACCAUCUUCAUGGAUGGGACUCAAAAAGCUUAUCUCACCAAUUGCGACACAACUGCUGGUCUCCUCGGCGGCGUUGCCAUUUUCUCCUCCAUGAUUCGCACAUCUGGGGCCAUAUUGUCUCUGAAAAGCUCAAAGAUUACUACACUGGGAUCGGACAUGCCUGGACUCUGGUUCGGAAAUACUAUUAUUGACGUUUCCCUGUACGAUACGCAGCUGGUGACGGCGAGUGGUAUUCUGGUCGUUGCCAAUUACUCACAAAUUACGCAAGACUUCGAUUACUAUGCCUCAUACCUGGACAAUGCGAACCUCCUUCCUGCUGAAGUCUCCGUCAAAGUGGAGGAAUCCACACUUGUGGGCGAUCUCGUUGCUUAUAACUCGAGUUCAAUCAGUUGGUCUCUCGAAUCUCAUAGUUCAUGGACUGGAGGAGCUUAUUCUGGGUAUGGAAAUGCGUAUUUCGACAUCCAUCUCGACGGUACAUCAAGCUGGAAAUUGACUAACACGACUGUACUUCAAAAUUUUACGAAUGAAGAUACGACUCUCUCGAAUAUCGAUAGCCAAGGUUUCAAUAUUUAUUACAAUUCCAGCGCAGGCUUGAAUGGAUAUCUGGGAGGCGAGACCAUUGCCUUGACAGGAGGUGGGAAUGCUAUUCCGGUCUGA
This is a messenger RNA of Hyaloscypha bicolor E, 1377 nucleotides long. RefSeq lists its product as uncharacterized. The coding region runs from base 1 to 1377 and encodes 458 amino acids. The transcript has 2 exons. The record is from RefSeq and is a predicted model, not a curated record. NCBI's taxonomy places the organism in Eukaryota, Fungi, Ascomycota, Leotiomycetes, Helotiales, Hyaloscyphaceae.